AGAAGAGACAGCUAGCUGCCUCUGCGUCUGCGUACUAACAUUCGGAUACCGUUAUUGUCCUUUGGGUGGGGCCGCUGUCAUCGAUCCUACCCGACAAGCCCGUGUUGCCAUGUGCCGGUCGUGAACGGGACCCACAACCGCCGAAUCAACGGAGCACGAGAGCCAAGUGGAGAGGGUUUACACGGACCACCUCGCUUAAUCCAGUUGACCACUGACCACCACCGGAUUAUCGAAGCCCCGCCCCUCCUUUUGACCGCCCAGAGACACAAGUGUAGGGUUCGAAAAACCUACGCCUCACAGAAAAUUUCCAGCCCGAUCGCUCUGUACUCCACGUCCCGUUGUUGAAUCUGAGUAUCUCGACUUCGACCUUCACACCCACCGACCAGAUACCCCCAUAGACUAAUCGGCAGUCAGACAAAAUGGGCAAGGGACUCAAGAAGCACCAGAAGCGCCUUAGCGCGCCUUCGCACUGGCUCCUGGACAAGCUGUCCGGAACCUACGCUCCCCGCCCCUCGGCCGGUCCUCACAAGCUCCGCGACUGCUUGCCGUUGAUCGUCUUCCUCCGCAACCGCCUCAAGUACGCCCUCAACUUCCGCGAGACCCGCUCCAUCCUCAUGCAGCGCCUCAUCAAGGUCGACGGCAAGGUCCGCACCGACAUGACCUACCCCGCCGGCUUCAUGGACGUCAUCACCAUCGACAAGACUGGCGAGAACUUCCGUCUUAUCUACGACACCAAGGGCCGCUUCACCGUCCACCGCAUCCAGGCCGAGGAGGCCGAGUACAAGCUCGGCAAGGUCAAGCGCGUUCAGCUUGGCCGCGGUGGAAUCCCAUUCUUGGUCACGCACGAUGCGAGAACCAUCCGCUACCCCGACCCCCUCGUCAAGGUCAACGACACCGUCAAGAUCAACCUCGCCACCGGCAAGAUUGAGGACUUCAUCAAGUUCGACACCGGCUCCAUCGCCAUGGUCACCGGCGGUCGCAACAUGGGUCGUGUCGGUGUCAUCACCCACCGUGAGCGCCACGACGGAGGUUUCAACAUCGUCCACAUCAAGGACGCCAUUGACAACACCUUCGCCACCCGUGAGUCCAACGUCUUCGUCAUCGGCUCCGAGAAGCCCUGGAUCUCCCUGCCCAAGGGCAAGGGUGUCAAGCUCACCAUCGCCGAGGAGCGUGACCGCCGUCGCGCCAACAACCUCGCCGGCAACUAAGCGAUCAUUCUUCCUCUUCUCCUACGAAAUGAUGAAGGUUGCGCGUGAGUCUGCUGCGUGUGUUGCUGCAGUGUCGGGGUUGUUGUUCCGGAAGGUGACGCCUCCGCUGCAUUGCUACACACUUUCGUGAAUGUCUCUCGGGAUGGACACGGGUUAUUUGGGUCGGGCAAAUGGGAUUGAGCAUGAUCAAACAAAAAUUACGGAGUCUAGGGCUGAUUUUAGAGUUGUCGGCUUUGACUACCCGGCAGAUAGCUGCGGCCAAUACCAAGCCAUUGAAGGUCACUCUUCCGCCCAAUCUUGAGUUCCCAUAUGCUUCGCUUGUGAUAUCGUCCUGUGAAAGCCACCGUAUCCCCACUUCGCUGUUAGGACACCUCGACGUCAUCAUAUGUUGUGAUACAAUGUCAUGUUAUUGCCGCCCACGAUACUUUCCAUCUGCUCCAUAAAA
This is a messenger RNA of Colletotrichum godetiae, 1653 nucleotides long. Its product is annotated as ribosomal family S4e. Gene Ontology annotation, molecular function: structural constituent of ribosome; RNA binding. Bases 420 to 1208 code for a protein of 262 amino acids. Gene Ontology annotation, cellular component: cytosolic small ribosomal subunit; ribosome. Gene Ontology annotation, biological process: translation. The record is from RefSeq and is a predicted model, not a curated record. NCBI's taxonomy places the organism in Eukaryota, Fungi, Ascomycota, Sordariomycetes, Glomerellales, Glomerellaceae. The transcript has 3 exons.